GGUCACAGCAGGUAAGUUUAAAAUCCAUUACAGAUCUCCUCCUCUUGGCUCCAGUCUGAUGCUUUACCUGCCAGGUUGUUCCGAAAGCCUUCAGGAACAAAUGUUCUUUGGACUAUUAGGAGAAAUAAAAUGUUGCCAGUUCAAUAGUAUAGUUUGAUAGCCAGGCACUGUGCAGUAAUUAUCCUUCCCUGGUGGCUGCUUGUUUAUACCAAGGUCAUGUAGCAUCCUGCUAUUCCCAGGAACAGUGUGAAAUAAGUGUUAGGGCCAUCCAUGCCUCACUUUCUAGCUCUUUAAUCAAGAACGCACACAAAUACAUCAUGAGCUUUCGUGUUCCAGCAGUUUAUUCCACCCCAGCGGAAUAUUAAAAUAUAGCUUUGCUUUUUUUAAGUUCAGUUUAAGACUUUUUGCAAAAGAAGAGACCUCGAUCAGCAUGACGUGGAUCAGACCUGCGAUUCAUGCAGUUAACAGGCUGAGGAGGAAACCUUGAUGCUGUUCCUCAGUCAAAACAUCCUGUAUUUCUGCAGACCUUCAGCACAGCAUUGAAAAGCCUCUCAGACCCGCAGGGUAAGAUUGCAAAUGGGAGGGAGGAAAGCAAAAUGGAUGGAAGCCUUAAUAAAAGAACAGGUAUGUGCCUGCAGUUGUGCAGUGCUAUGAAAGAGAAUGCUGUGGUGUCUCCAGUAGUAAUAUUUUAUGUUAGCAUACUGUAGUUCUUAAAGGAUCUUGUUAGGAAUUGAGGCUAUUAAAUGGGUUGUAAAACUGAAACAAAAGCUCCUGUGAAGUAGAAUCUGUCAGGCUGGGAAAAUGCCAGGUCUGUGCAAGGAGAACAAGAUCAAAGCACUUUUUAAUCAGACUCAUCUAAUGGCUGGAGAGGUGCUAUGGCCUCAUAAAAGGUUGCAGCCACGCUAAUUCUAGUCUGUCCUUUGGAGAUGAAACAGUUCCUCCUGUUGAGAACAGGUGGUCAGGCUGCAGCACGUUGGUACUUGUAAAACUCCUCCUAGCUCCAGGCUGUAAUUAGCCACUCCAUCCAGUUUGUUUAUCAGUAAAAGGAGACUUACUUUGUCUGGAACAGGCACAUCACGUGCCUCCACUUUCUCAUAGUUCAUAAGUUUCCCUUUGUUAAAUGUACACUCUCUGUUCUUGCUCUCUAGAGUAAGGAAGAGCCGUAAGGAAAGAGCGUGUAAAAUUCUCCCCAGAUUGUUCCCUCUCUGGCAAAGCAGGAGGUGAAAACCUUCCCUUUAAAACAUGCAGAAGUUUUGAUGCUUGCAAGAAUAUCAAUUUUCUGUAACGGUUUUCCUGAAAUUUAACUGUUGGGAAUGACCUGGCUGUAUAAAUUCACACCAAAACAAGCGUUUCCAAUUACUGCACACCGGGAAAUCUGGCUUUGUUUGUGGUCUAGAUAAGUUGCUUUAAAUUGAAGUUCUUUAAUCUUGCAAUGAGGUGUUCUGGGAAAGGAGGCCUUAUGUGCCUAAGCCAGACUGUGCUGAAAAUGCUCUGCAGAGAACAAUUUUACUCUGGCACAGGUAUGGUGACUCAGUUCCUUUCCUCUGUGGUCUGAUUUUUUUAGUCUUCCACCUGUUCUGAAACAAGUUUCAUUAAUAAGUGUAAAACCUACCCUUGUUGCGAGAACAAACCUGUCUCCAAAGCCCCACUGCUGCUCUGCCUGCAUUGUCCCUGCCAGACGUGACCCUAAAUGUAGGUGACCCUAGAUGUAAAGAGAUGUAGCUUGCCCUUGUACCUCAGAAAGGGCCCAGAAGCUGCUUUAAGCAUAUAUAAAACUGUCUGAUUCUUUUCCUUUGAGUUCUAACCCCUGGAAAUGCAGACACAUUGCCAUCCCACUCAGUCCUGGUGCCGUAUGGAGGUAAAAGAGUGUUCAGCACUUGCGUCCUGUUCUGUUCAUGCAAUGUCAAGUGAGUGACUGUGGCUGUUUUCUUGCGGUUCAGAUUGCAAAUCAGCAUUUUCCUGGGCUGAAAUGGGCACGUUAGGAGAUGAACACAGCACCGUUUGGUACCGGUCACGUUCAGGUUCAUCAGCAGCAGUCUGAACUUGAUUUUUGUGGGAUUUCUUUUCAGACACGAUGCAUAUUUUGAUAGCUGAUGUUUUUCAUUUCUAAAAUACCACUGAGAAGAUCUGUCAUCUGUACCAUGGGGAAAGCAGCAGAUGGACAAAUGGCUUAUUAACACCGAAAUACCAGCGUCAUCUGGAUGGCUUAACAUGCAGUACAAGGUGCAAUUAGGACACACAUUUGUGCUGCUUGAAGCCAGAGUUCAAUUUUCAAGGCUUGCUUGUGCUGACGGCGCUUGCUCCCCGCUCAGCUUGCGGUGCUCAGCCUGAAGGUCAGCAUCUCCUUCUCUCUGCUGCCUGUUGCAGAAGUGCUCCAGAUAAAGAUCCUCCUGUCUGGUGCAGGCAAACUGGAAAGGACUGGGCAGUGGCCCCUGUGGGCAAGUGGAAUGUGAUCUUCAGUUGUUGCCCAACACCACCAGGGGUUCUUGCACUGGUGCAGGGUAAGACAGAAAAGCCUUGAACCAGCUGAUGGCAGCUGGGGCUUUGGCUUCAAAGUCUCAAUAGAAAAGAUUAUUGAUAACCCUCAAGAUCAAUGUCUUGUUGGGGGGGGGGGGAAGCAGUUCGCCAAAAUAUUCCAAGAAAGAAGGUGAGUCUCAUCUUUCUUUGAGGCUGAAAGGAGAUGGCACUAAUUUCUUGCAGAAAAGAUUGUAUCUCAAGUCAGGCAUAGGGAUAGAAAAUAAAUAGGUAUUAAAUUACAUUUGGCUGUUGCAAAGUAAUCUAAUAAAGCAUCUGCUGAAUCAAUAGCCAAAUCAUUAUCCAAGGCACACAGCAAGCAUCCUUUUUUUCUUCUUAAAUUCGAAGCACAAGGAAGAAGGUUUUUGCAUUACCAUAUUAAAAAGAAGCAUAGUACUUUACGUCUGCCUAGGAAAAAAAGCGAAAAGAGCCCUGCUUUAUGCAAGUGUCAUUUUUCUCGUUUGAAACAUGUAUUUUAGGAAUAUUGUGAAAUAAAGAGUUUGCAUUUCAUGACUGGUGGAUCUGUCAGCUUUGCUGAGCUGCUUGACAGAAAGCAGUCUGCAAAAGAAGGCUGCGUGCAGGGAGAGGGGGAAGGCAAGACGAGGCUUUCAGCAGUUUUAUUCACCUAAUUAAGGCUCAUUGGGGGGAAGAAAAAACCAACAAGCUGAUGGAGCAGUUACCUGCUGAAAAUGCAGUUUCAUUGAAUAGAAUGAGAUCUGCUGUGUUGGCUGCUCACAGCUGCAACUUGCAUGGCAGAGACUGCAGCUGCUGUUGCAAACAGAGCAGAGCAUCCCUGGAAUCACGUUCUCUGUAAUAUAUUCAUUAAUGCAGUGUGAUGGAAUAGGGAGUAGAGUUAUAAUGUAUUUCCAGGACACCAAGCUGGGAAGAGAUACAAGCGGUACAAAGAGUUGAAUUACAAUUUAAAAUGAUCUUGAGGAAUGGGCUAAAUGAUCUAAAACGGAUAGCGUGAAACUCCCCAAAAGAGAAGUGCAAAACUGAACUAAAAGUGAAAUGAAGUGCACAAAACAGCUAAAAACCUCUGCACAGCUCUGAGGAAACGAGGAGAAUUUGGGUAAACCCCCAGACACGGAGCUGGCCAGUGCUUUAGUUUUGAAAUGAAGUCGCCACGCUACAGCACAGCAAUCCAAGCGUCUUGUGGUGGAUGCAGGCAAGAGAGAUUUGUUGUGGUCUUCUUUGGAAGAGCUCUACUUGCAGGGCAUGGGUUCUUUGCUCCUCGCUUUGCAGAUGGGGCAGUUCCAGAGGGCAUCAGCUGUGCUGCGUGCUGCAGCAGGAAGGCUAGGACCCUGCCAGCGCCCUGUGUCUGCUUUACAGGCAGGGAGUUCCUGAUUUCUUGUUCCUUUUCUUAGCUUUCCAAACACCUUCCCAGUUUACUGAUUGACUUUGUGUUUGCUUUGCAACUGCAGUACUUGGUGUUGGUUUCAGAGGGCUGGAUUUCUAUUUUCUGGCUGCUCUGGUGGGACCAUUAAUAGGAGGAACAGGAAUGCUGCAGGCAUGUCUUAGCACUUCAGAAGCACUGAUACAAAGACAUCUGUGCAAUGCCUAACUUGUUGGCAAGCCCGAGUAUACAAUAUACACGCUGUUGAUUGAAAUAAGUUACUCACUGAAUGUGGUACUGGCUGUUCUGUAAUGAGAUGAGCGAGCUCAGGGAGGUGGGUGGCUGCAGACCUCAGUGAACACCUGCAUUUGGGUCAUUUUUUUUGCACCCUCCCACCUUGGCGGGGUUUGCUGUGUUGGUAAGACAAGGCGAUGCCAAGCACAGUGCGUACAUAGAGGCACUCCUUGCUAAGCCAGGGGUGCGUGCUGUGUGUAAUUAGGGCAGCUGCUCCCAAGCUUGUUGCCCCCACAGAGCUCUGCCCCGGGCGCUUUGCAGGGAGCUGACGGUGUUCUUUCCUAGCACUUGGGUCGCCCAAUUCCACCAUGCGUGGGCAAGAAGGAGGAAGCAAAGCCAGAUCUGGUGAGGAGUGCUUGCAAAGAACGCAGUGCCUGGCAUGGGUGGAGAUGGGAGCUGGGCCUCGAGCUACCGACGCCGGUGAGAAGAUGGAUCUGAUCUUUUCAGUACCUGGGUGAUGUUAUGUGUGAGCCACCAGCUCCCAGGGAAACGAGCUCCCACGUGGGUCAGCGGUUUGGAGGCGGUGCUGCUCCCCGUGCAGCCACGUGAUUUAAUGAACGCAUUGCUCAGCAAUGUCUGGAGCCAGGAGGAUUGCAGAAGUUCAGCCCUCACAAAGCAGAGCGGGGUUUUCUCCAGGAAGUGUGCACAGAUGUUGCAAUGAAGCAUGGUGGGGUUUGUUAUUCUUUUUUUAACUGUUCACUGGCGGUUGCUCUGAUAUUUGAUUGACUCAGUUCCCCGCCUCUGGGGUCCCUCCAGCUUUGCUGUGAGCCCCAGGGAGGUGAACCCCAGCCUUCUCCCUCAUGCUGUCUCCCAAGCCUAUCUCUUUUGGCCUAGAAACCAGUGCUUUGGGAGGAUCUGUCUGGCUGUGAAUCCCAUCCUGCUUCCUUUCUCUGCAGCGCGGUAACCAACAGGAAACUCCCUCUGCCCUCCGUAUCAGAGCAGCCUCCUGUUGAGAGCUGGGCUGCAGUUCCCAGCCCGGUAUUCACCGCGACUCAUUUGGUGCAACUUCGGGAUGUGUGCUCACUGAACCCUGGCUGAUGGAGAAGGAAGAGCAGAGCCUCCUGACCGUGCCCCUGCUCCAUCCAAAGCCCCACUUCAGUGCAGCUGUGGACCCCUGCCCUCCGAAAGGCAACCCCAGCUCCUGCAGCGGUGUCUGUCCCCGAUGGGGAAGCAGGGCCCAGCGGUGAGCGGCGUGGGGCAGUGAGGAGGAGGAAGGAGCCGAGUCUGUGCCCCGGGAGCACAGCUGGAUGAGGGCUAGAAAAUGCUGCCUUGCUCAUGGAAGGCAGAAUCUCAAGGAAGUCGCCAGUGGGAGUCUGAGUGAGGAUUUCACAGCCUGGUCCCCAGCGAGGAGAGCGAGCUGCCUGCUGCCUGGGCACUGUGAGAUAAGGGAGAUCCAGGGAGCGCCAAAUCGCUGACACUACGGCACAGAGUUCUUAAGGAGCGGUGCCUUCAGCAUGGCCUACAAAAGCCAAGCUGGUGGGAUGGAGAAAAACAGCUCGCUUUCCUCCAUCCUCUAUUGUAAGAGUGAUUUAAAGGAAGGAUCCCUGCAGUGGGUGAAAGAACCCCGCAAUGGCCAGGUGCUCAUGGUGCUCAGCGUGGACAACACCUGCUCGGCUGCCUCCUUCGACAUGGAGCUUUGUGCAGAGAAACUCCAGUCCCUGGGGGUUCAGGCGGCAGCGGGCGAGUGGAGGAGGCUGAUCGAGGAGGCGGUCCUGAAGCCCGAAGUGAGGCGGUACCUGUUCUACAACUCCAGGGCGUUCCAGAUAGCCAUUGCUGUGAUUUUCUACAUGUCUCUCUGGACAAACAUUUACACCACGGUCCAGCUCUGCUCCUUUGGGCGCUACUGGGAGGCCAGCGUGCUGGUGACUCUGGCUGCGGUGGCUGUCACUGUGGUUGUGGUCCUGGUCAUCGACCACCGCCAGAGGAAGAUAAAUAUGAAUACAGAUGUGCGGCUGGCAGCUGUCAAUGAAUUCUUUAUCAAACACAGCUUAAUUCUGGGGAUUACCGAUGCCCUGGAUGGGCCUCACGGCAUCCUACAACUGUGGUUUGUGCACUUCAGCCCUGAGCGCUGCCUUCAGUCCUUGUCAGCCCGCAUCGCGGAGCUGCGGCAGGAGCGAGAGCUGGGCUGGCGGCACAGGCUGGACCAGCUCUGUGUGGUGAUGGAGGUGGCUGUUCCUGCAGCAGAGGAGACUUCGUGUGAGGAAUCCCCUCUCCUAUCUGGUGGGGAGAGCUUCAAAAAAGAGUCCGUGAUGUGCAAUGAGCUGCUCCACCUCAUCCCUGAGGGCCCCCCAGAGGUGAUGGCCCAGCAGCUCCUGGUGAUCUUCAGUGCCUGCUACGUGCGGCUGCUGGUCAGUGGCUGGCUGCCCCGUCCCACAGCCAUGGGGCACAUGGAGGGCAGCAGCGUGCCCUGCCCCUGCCAGUUCAUCCAGGCCUCUAUGCUCAGCACAGAGCGCUGCUGGCUGCCGGGCAUUGGGCUGCGGGGGGCUGCGGGGAGCAGAAGGGCAAGCACAGCAGCAUGAAGAGGCAGAGGAGAGGGCUGUCACUGCUCAUCCUGGACUCCUCUGGAAGAAGGAUUGGAAAUAGGACUCUAAUAAAGCAUGCAAACUUGC
Molecule: messenger RNA, 6753 nt
Organism: Numida meleagris (helmeted guineafowl)
Lineage: Eukaryota; Metazoa; Chordata; Aves; Galliformes; Numididae
Gene: TMEM268
Product: transmembrane protein 268
Exons: 11
Coding region: 5599-6663 (354 amino acids)
Source: RefSeq, a predicted model, not a curated record